Messenger RNA from Colletotrichum paranaense, 1782 nucleotides. RefSeq lists its product as uncharacterized. The coding region runs from base 1 to 1782 and encodes 593 amino acids. The record is from RefSeq and is a predicted model, not a curated record. The transcript is spliced from 2 exons. Lineage: Eukaryota; Fungi; Ascomycota; Sordariomycetes; Glomerellales; Glomerellaceae.
AUGCAGCUCGUGAUGGAGCUCUCUUCGUCCUUGACGGAUUUAUCUGCCGUAUCAUCGCCAGACUCAUUCAGGACGGCCUUUCAAUCGCCGGAUGCCAACUCCGAAAAACAGACUCCCACAGAUCCUGCAUCACCCCAACGCAUGUACUCAUCCGCGACCCUGCUCCCCCGUGAGCUGAAGGAACAUUGCCAGAUCUACCUGGAAGAGCACCUCUACAAUGGCGCACUCGGCCUGUACAAUAGCCUCCUCACUGCCGGGUUCUCGCGAAAGAUCAACACCAACCCGAAGCGCGUCCCUGUCCCUCCGUUAACCCACCUUGCCCUCCUCAACACCCUGACCAUCCACCCGAGCCAUACGACUCGAGCCCCCGGCGCCGACCGUCUCGAGGUCUGCUCACAGACGCUGGACUACCUGCGUAAUCUCCUCGCCAUUGUUGGACCCAUCAACGCCGGCUUCAGGAGUGCGUUCCAGUUCCAUGGGGUCCAAUACGGCCGCCGGAACCGAUACCACGACGAGGAGGACGAGGAUAUCGACGGUGAUCAGAUUGGCAACAACAAGUUGGCCAACGAAGAUAGCAUAUGGCAGCGCGCGCAGGACUUCUGGGCUGUUCUCGGCUGGGCCUUCAACUGCAGCAGACUACAUCCUCACCGUUGGCGCUUCUGGAAGACCUGGCUGAAAUUCAUGAUUGACGUUCUCGAGGCUGACAUCUACGAACGGAAACGCCUUGAUGAGGAGUCUUUGGCCUCAUCACAGCAACCUCAGAACUGGACACACAUGCGAGAGUCAAUCCUUGUCAUGUACAUCAAGCAGAAGACUGACUCCGGGCGAGGUGCUCUGAGGAUGAUCCUUCAAGCCGUCUUCGCUGACGGCUGCACCUCAUCCUUGGCGAAAUUUCCUGAGGUGUUCAACAAGGAGAUAAAGGGGCUACCGAGCGAGGACAAGAAACGCAAACGAAUGGCUACGCUUGAUAUCGAGAACGACCAAUUUGGCGACUAUUUCAACGAAGAGUUGACGGACGACGAACCCUCCGAGGCGGGUACACCGGGCACGCCUCGUACACCACGCACACCAGCCAGGAAAGCUGGAGAUUUUGUCGCUGCCCCACUGGCAGAUUCGAUUCCCCUUCGUCUGAGACUGAUGGAGCUCCUUUCCGAGGUUGCCUACAAUAUGCCCGAGGAGUUCAUGGACCACAACGAAUACACGCUGGACUUGUGCAGGUUACUCAAGCAGCAACCUCUUUCGUUCUUUCACCAAUUCAUCACCGACAUGAGUUCGUACAUCCAGCGAUACGGAGCUGCCUUCAAGAUCGACUUUCUGGCCGUUCAGCUCGAUCAACUGCUGCCCUCCGGAUAUGAAGACCCGAAGAAGGUCAUCAAGGGGGAGGACAGCGGGAUCAUCAUAAACGCAGACGUCCUCGAGUUGUGCUACCUGGGUCACCAUGCUAAUACCAUUGACCCAGAAGACAACGCCAGGGUAGCGCUGAUCCUUGAGAGCCUGCUCUACACGAUACCGGCGGAAGAGACCAAGGAAGCCAGAGACAGGCUCCGAAAAGCCGCGCUCAAGGGAAUCGAGGCACGGAAGGCCAAGGCCAGGGGUACGAACCGGAGGAGCGCGACGACCCCGAGCCGUCGGGGCCGCGGAAAAAAAGGCCCUAGUCCGCGUGACAUCUACGCCAAGGAGAUGAUGGAUCUGGCGGGAGAGCGCAUGCUUUUCUAUAUUGACAUCGUGGGCGCUCAGGAACCUGAAGGCGACGUUGACGAGGACGAGAAUAUGGAUGACUGA